AUUCACUUUAUCUGUGGCUACAGGAAAGAAUGACACAAAUGAACAUUGAACACGUCAAACAAAAAUAGUUUUGUGUUUUACGAAGAUAUGAUGUUUUGAAAAUGUAUUUAUUGACGGUCUCAUGAUUUUGGAGUGCGUAGAAAUUUCCUAGAUUAAUUCGUAUGAAAAAAAAUUAGUGCAUCGGCGAAUCGGCGUUGUACCAAAAUGAAGGCUUUACUAGCAACUGUGAUCAGUCUUGGACUUACGACUGUGGUUAUCGGCAAUGCCUAUUACCAGAAAAAACAGUUUUACCCUUCGAUAGUUUAUCUAACAAAUUCCAAUCCUAGCAUGGCUGUAAUGUAUUUGCAAGCCUUCAUACUAGUCCUACUAGUUGGUAAACUAUUGAGGAAGAUAUUCUUUGGGCAACUUCGUCCAGCAGAAUUUGAGCAUUUGAUUGAAAGAUCUUGGUAUGCCAUAACGGAGACAUGUUUGGCAUUCACAGUGUUCAGAGAUGAUUUUAAUCCAAAGUUUAUUGCGCUGUUCACUCUCCUUUUAUUCCUCAAAGCAUUCCAUUGGCUGGCUGAAGAUAGAGUAGACUAUGUAAGUAAUGAUUUCUAUUAUUGAUGAGACAAAUGAACUAAUUAUAGUACCUACAAUUAUGUUAUGUACUAUGUCUGGCUCUCAUUAUGAAGCCAGGAACAUCAUACAUUGAUUAAAUUGUAGCAUUUUGUUGUAAACAUAUCUAAAUAAGUACAUAUACAUUGUACUGUUUACACUAUGUUUAUUACAUUCUUAUUUAUUCCCUAUUUGUAAUUUUUAUAAACACAAUUAUACUAAGACUUU
Spodoptera litura is the source of this 822-nucleotide messenger RNA. RefSeq names its product E3 ubiquitin-protein ligase synoviolin-like. Gene Ontology annotation, biological process: proteasome-mediated ubiquitin-dependent protein catabolic process; ERAD pathway. Gene Ontology annotation, cellular component: endomembrane system. The record is from RefSeq and is a predicted model, not a curated record. Lineage: Eukaryota; Metazoa; Arthropoda; Insecta; Lepidoptera; Noctuidae. Gene Ontology annotation, molecular function: ubiquitin protein ligase activity.